Cydia fagiglandana is the source of this 1056-nucleotide messenger RNA. RefSeq lists its product as uncharacterized. The transcript has a single exon. The record is from RefSeq and is a predicted model, not a curated record. Bases 1 to 1056 code for a protein of 351 amino acids. Lineage: Eukaryota; Metazoa; Arthropoda; Insecta; Lepidoptera; Tortricidae.
AUGGACAAGAAACCACCGAAGUCCCCCCCCGUCCCUCCGGGGCGGGUGGGUAGACAAGAAAACGGAUUUUACAAUCCACCCGCAGCCUCAACAGUAAAACUCGCGACCCCCCCGGUCCCCUCGGAUAGGGUGGGUAGUUUGAAACGCGAGUUUUACAAAGUACCCGUCGACACCAGGACUCCCGAACCCGCCCGCGGCCCCACAAAGCCGUGGCGCUUCGACUUCGACGGACUCAUUGAAGCCCUUGGACGCCCCCACGCACCGACCCCCCUCCCGCGGGUAGCCCCAGACCGACUUUCCCCUCGCGGGCACCUCGAUCGUGAUCGAUCCAGGGUUGCCGGCCCGGAGAGAGUCGGUCAUAUACCUCCACACAUGGAGGUAUAUCCCCCGGCGCUCGCCCCUGGGAUAGUGGAGCCGUCCCUGGAAGAUACCAAACCACAGCGCCACCUGGACGAGCGCCCGACCACUCUUCGACCUUCGGCAGUUGAGGAGGGACCGGAGCGCAGCCCGCCUGACUGCGAAGAGGAUGAUGACAACAUCCCGCCGCCCAAGGACCAGCAACUCCGUGCCAGCCCCGGAGUCGCCCCGCAGCCCCACAAAGGCCCUUCUAAGGGCCCCCACCACCACAACAACGACGCCGGACACACAGAGGCCCCCAAGCUGGGAACCUCUGUACCAGCACCCCCGGUUCCCGCGCCAGCACCUGCUCUCGCGGACACCGGCCCCACCCACGCAACCGUCGCAGCUCCACAGCUGCGCCCGAACAAGACGACCGAGCGCGCCGCACACUCGCGUCUCUGCCACCUACUGGGCAUCGCGCCGCUCCACGCACGCCCCCCGGACAACCGCCGUCAGCGCCAGCGCCCCCAGGGCGCGGGUGCCAGAAGGAGAAAAAGAAGACGCCACUCAGCGGGCACUGCGCCGCUCCACGCACGCCCUCCGGACAGCCGCCGACAGCGCCAGCUCCCCCCCUGGGACACCGGCGCAAGAAGCAGAGGGAGUCAGCCCACAGCAGCUACGAGGCCCCACAGCCACAAAGCCGCUGAUAGGCUAUAA